GGUCCGGGCCUGGGCACCUCGGGGCUGUGGGGGGCAGCGCGGCCGGGCCGGCGCGUGCUGCCCGAGCCUGGCACCAUGGACGCGCCACUCAUUACACCCGGGGAGCUGCUGUGUCUGGGCUCCAGCCUCGCCUUCUCCGGCCUCUUCUACUACCUCUACAGGAAGAAAACCAGAGUUGUGGCACGCAUACAGGAGGCUCCAAAGCUCCAGGUUGAUGAUGAUUUACCAGCAUUGGUGUCUGCGGCUGAUGGGAGGUGCCUGCCUUAUGUUGCUCUAGAAGGCAUAGUGCUGCCAGCCAAGGCUGCGCUGACAAGCCAUUACCAUGAGAGGCUGCAGGGUGUGAUCCAGAAGCUGCUUCUGAAAGAGCAUCGGCUGGUCUGGAACAGCUUGGCCCGGAGCUGGAGCGAGAGUGAGCGGGUGCUCUCAGAGCAGGUCUACACUGUCCCCUUCUUGCUGGCCUCGCCAGACACUGAGGCGGUGACACAGGUGAGCGUGGAGAGCCCACUCCGAGCCAUCUGCCUGCCACUGGAGGUGGUGUAUGAGAGGUUCCAACAGCCAGCCCACGGCUUCCGUGACCUGCUGGGGCAGUACUUGAGUGGGGAGAAGCCCAAGGGCAUCCUGGAGACAGAGGAACUGCUGCGUGUGGGAGCUGGGCUGACAGGCAUCGGAGAGCUGGCUCUGCACCCCGAUGGCUCCCUGCACCUCCAGCCACCAUCCCAGGGGGGGGACUAUUUCCUGUGCCUGGGGGACUGGCAGACGGUGCUGGAGGAGCUGGAGUCUGCCAGUGGGCUCUGGAAGGGGGCGGCCAUGCUGUGUGCCGUGGCAGGCCUGGCCGUCCUGCUGCAUGCCCUGUGCCGUGCCUUCCGCCACGCUCGCCUCAGGCAGCAGCGCGAGGACAAGGAGCUGGACAGCGAGGAGGCCGAGGACGGGGGGCUUGAGGACUCCUGUGUCAUCUGCCUGUCACGACCCCGCGAGUGCGUCCUCUUGGGCUGUGGCCACAUCUGCUGCUGCUUCCGCUGCUUCCAGGCCUUGCCUUCCCACCUCUGCCCCAUUUGCCGGGGGCCCAUUGACCGCGUGGUGCCCCUCUACCAGGCCUGAGAACAUCUGGGGAGCAGCCAGAGAUUGUUAAAGUGAAGCAAGCUUGGGGCCUGCAGUAAUCUCAGCUGUCCCCUGGUGUGCAGUUGUGUGAUUCCUGUUGGGGGAGAGGGGUCCUGGUGUGCCUCCCCCUGUCUUUUUUGGAAGGUGGAGAGUUCUAGCCUCCUCAUGCUCCCUUUUUCUGCCAGAAGCCCCUGCCCCCCACAAUGUGAAGGCUUGGGGAGAACAUGCUUGGUGCCUGAGCUGAAGAGCCAAGUCCCCUGCCCCAUGCCAGGGUGCCCUUUUCCUAGGCCUGGCCCCUCCAAAGCCAUGUGGGACUUUCAUUUUUCUGGUGUGUGACAUUAUGAGGAGCAUGGCAGGGGCAAGACCAGGGCUGGUGGGAUACAGUGGAGUGACAGAAACCCAAUUCCCCCUGAGUCACUGCAAUGGCACACUUUGGUGCCACCAUUGUGCUCUCUGCCCCAUGUGCUUGCAGCCACUGCCCAGACCAUGCUCAGCACCCAGGGACUGGUGGCAAUGAACUGUGCCCCUUCACCAUCUGCAGUGCCACCCAGGGAGGGAGAGUGUCCUUCUGCCAUCUCUGCAGAGUCUCCACUCUCCUCUGGAGCAGGGGCACAGCCAUAGAGCACCCCAGAGCCUGCCCAUGCCUCUAGCCCCUGCUGCACCCCACUUUCCUGCCUGCCUCCUGGCCGGGACCGAGUGCAGGCACGGGUUGUGGUGGUGUGUGGAGUGAUAAAAACAAGGAGUGGA
Messenger RNA from Melopsittacus undulatus (budgerigar), 1845 nucleotides. Its product is annotated as mitochondrial ubiquitin ligase activator of nfkb 1-A-like. Gene Ontology annotation, molecular function: ubiquitin-protein transferase activity. Lineage: Eukaryota; Metazoa; Chordata; Aves; Psittaciformes; Psittaculidae. The record is from RefSeq and is a predicted model, not a curated record. Gene Ontology annotation, biological process: organelle organization; protein ubiquitination. The coding region runs from base 76 to 1098 and encodes 340 amino acids. The transcript has 5 exons.